UGCACACACAACCAUCAGACAGGAGAACACAAGGGAGCUCACCACAAUCAUCAAGACCAGGAGAAACAGCCAAACUUCAUCCCUCAAACCUUCCUAAGAUGAAGACAUUCAGUGUUGCCGUUGCAGUGGCCGUGCUGCUCACAUUUAUCUGUCUUCAUCAGAGCUCUGCUGUCCCACUCACUGAAGAGCAGGAGCUGGAGGAGCCAAUGAGCAUUGAAUAUCCAGCAGCAGCACAUGAGGAGGCAUCAGUGGACUCAUGGAAGAUGCUGUAUAACAGCAGACAGAAGCGCGGCAUCAAGUGUCGCUUUUGCUGUGGCUGCUGCAACCCCGGUGUGUGUGGAGUUUGCUGCAGAUUCUGAGGAUUCCUGCUCCAACAACCACUAAAUAUUAACUUGUUAACCUUUUC
Archocentrus centrarchus (flier cichlid) is the source of this 406-nucleotide messenger RNA. RefSeq names its product hepcidin-like. Gene Ontology annotation, molecular function: 2 iron, 2 sulfur cluster binding. Bases 99 to 359 code for a protein of 86 amino acids. The transcript is spliced from 3 exons. The record is from RefSeq and is a predicted model, not a curated record. NCBI's taxonomy places the organism in Eukaryota, Metazoa, Chordata, Actinopteri, Cichliformes, Cichlidae. Gene Ontology annotation, cellular component: extracellular region. Gene Ontology annotation, biological process: defense response to bacterium; intracellular iron ion homeostasis.